Gloeophyllum trabeum ATCC 11539 is the source of this 624-nucleotide messenger RNA. RefSeq names its product S-adenosyl-L-methionine-dependent methyltransferase. NCBI's taxonomy places the organism in Eukaryota, Fungi, Basidiomycota, Agaricomycetes, Gloeophyllales, Gloeophyllaceae. The record is from RefSeq and is a predicted model, not a curated record. The transcript has 9 exons. The coding region runs from base 1 to 624 and encodes 207 amino acids.
AUGGGUCUCGAUAUUCUGCCUCAGAGUAACGAGGAGUAUGGGACGAAGGAAUAUUGGGACAAGAGAUACGAGAAGGAGUCAGACGGGACGACCUUCGACUGGUUCAAGUCCUACGACGAUGUGGCCGACAUGUUUCGCGAGCUGAUUCCCGACAAGGCGUCACGCAUAUUGAUGCUGGGAUGUGGUAACUCCAGAUUGUCCGAGCAGAUGUACGAUGAUGGAUACAAAAAUAUUGUAAAUGUCGAUUAUUCGUCCGUGGUCAUCCAACAGAUGAAGGAAAGACAUAGCGAACCCAGACCAGAGAUGGAAUGGCACGAGAUGGACGUCAGGGCCCUGUCGUUCGGUUCUGAUACAUUCGACGUAGCAAUCGACAAAGGAACGAUGGAUGCCAUGAUGACCUCCAAAGGCGACGUCUGGGACCCCCCACAGGAAGUCGUGGAAAACUGCACAAAAGAGGUAGACGAAGUCAUCAGAGUGCUACGCAAGGGCAAAGGCACAUUUAUCUACCUUACCUUCGGACAGCCCCAUUUUCGCCGCCGGUAUGUUACGAGGCCGGGGACGACACUAGAGAUCAAGGAGCUGGGCGAGGCUUUUCAUUAUUAUCUGUACAUCAUGAGAGUAUAG